AUGGGCAUCUUCACCAAACGACGCAACUCCUCCAGAGCCAAUUCAUACGUCGAAGAAGAGCCGAGCCGACGGAACCAGUCGCUUGACGAGUAUCGCCCCGAGUCUGUCCGCAAGGACCAAGCACACAUCCAGCAGCCCACCUCGCCCAACGACGAAGACAUGUAUCCCCGCCCCCAGCAGCCCCAGGAGUCGUCGGCCUUUGCGCCCCAACAGAAUAUCCCAAACGGCACCCACAGCGCAAUGCCCAUCAGGAACCAAGCCAUGGCACCCAACACCAGCAUGGCACCGGCCGCUCCCAUGCCAGACUUACUGGCCCAGGCCUUCAAUCAGGCUGUCCGGCCCUACACGGAAAAGAUAGAGCAGCUUGAGAGCCAGCUUGCCGACAUGCAGGCCUGGGUCGACCAGCUGGAGCAACAGCGCGCAGAAGUUCACAAUUGGAUCGACAAGCGUGGAUUGCGGCCAGACGUCCCCAUCUCCAUUGCAAAGAUCAUGGACACCACCACAGCCGACGCCGCCACCACGCUCAACGCCCAGCUCGAUCGCAAAAUCACAAUCGUUAACUUCGAUCUACACCGUCUUCAGGACGAUCUCAACGAUUCCAUCUCAUCCUCACAUUUCGCUUCGGCCAUGCUCAAGUUCCUUCCCGAUAUCCAGCGCCUCACUCACCUCCCGUCCGGUCCCCGCUAUGCUUUUGACCUCAUACUCAAGCUGGGCGGCAACCUCAACUCACACGGCGGCAUCGACAGCGCAGAUGCGGGCGAUAUUGCUGCUCGUCGCGACUUCUACAGUCGGCUCGACGAGCACAUGGUCGACGUUGUCCAGCGUCGCUUCGGCGAGGGCGAGGACUGGAACGUCUCGCGUGAGAUCAAGCGCAUCGAGAAGACUGCCAGCUAUCUCAGGACAUAUGGUGUCGAGCCGUAUUUCCCUUCGACUCUCGAGUUGAUGAAGCGGGAGAUGGAGUUCCAGCCGCAGAGCAACGGGGUGCCCAACGGCCAGGGAACCCCUCCGCGGUACCAAUAA
This is a messenger RNA of Plenodomus lingam JN3, 1020 nucleotides long. RefSeq lists its product as uncharacterized. The record is from RefSeq and is a predicted model, not a curated record. NCBI's taxonomy places the organism in Eukaryota, Fungi, Ascomycota, Dothideomycetes, Pleosporales, Leptosphaeriaceae.